GUCCCCGCGUCCCCAGUAAUCCCUCUGCUCCGUCCGAUCUUGGUCUUUAUAAGGACCCCUCCUCCGUCCCAAUCGUUUGGAUAGCAGCGUCACCACCCACACUUCAGACGGACUGGCACGUCAUUGCUCUCUUUGGAUGUAUUGCUGGCGGACAACCCGCAUCAGUUGUACCUGCAUCUAGAUCAUACUCUACCACCAUUGAGCGUUUCCGCUUUGUCUCCUUCACCAUGUCGUCCAGUUCUCGAGCUCUGUCCCGAUUGCGUGCACUGGCAGCUAACUGCUCUCCUCCGCCUGAAGGCCUGUCCUUCACACCGGAACAGCGCAUCGCCAAGAACCUGACUGGCCUCAUCCCGCAUGUCCUGGAGGGCAACGACAGGCAGUGCGAGCGCGCGCUCAAGAUGAUCCGGACACGGCAGACGAAUAUCGACAAGUACCUGUACUUGUCGAACCUCAAGAGCCAGAACGUUGACCUCUUCUACCGCCUGCUUAUCGACCACUCCAAGGAGCUGAUGCCAAUCGUGUACACGCCCACCAUUGGCGAUGUCUGCCUGCAGUACUCGACUCUGUACACGCGCCCCGAGGCGCUCUACAUCUCCAUCAAGCAGCGCAAAUCCCUGAAGACAAUUCUAAGGAAUUGGCCCUACCCCAACCCCGAGAUCUGUGUUGUGACGGACGGUUCUCGCAUUCUCGGCCUGGGCGAUCUUGGCAUAAAUGGCGUGGGCAUUCCGAUUGGCAAGCUGGCCCUGUACACGGCGGCUGCCGGUAUUCAUCCGGACAAGACGCUUCCCAUCGUGCUCGACUGCGGCACUGCCAACGAAGCGAAUCUCAAAGACCCGCUCUACCUCGGCUUGCGCGCCAAGCGCGUCCCGAUUGCCGAGCAGCAGGAGUUCAUGGACGAGUUCAUGCAGGCCGCUGCCGAGGUCUAUCCUGAGAUGGUUGUGCAGUUUGAGGAUUUCGAGAGCGAGAAGGCCUUCAAUUAUCUCGACCGGUACCGGAACAACUACAAGUGCUUCAAUGACGAUAUCCAAGGCACAGGUGCCGUUGUCCUUGGCGGCUACAUUGGAGCCGUGAACCUUUCCGGCGUUCCAGUCGAGGAACAGCGCCUCGUGUUUAUGGGCGCCGGCUCUGCCGGAGUCGGUGUCGCGAAGCAGCUGGUCGAGUACUACACCAAGCGCGGUCUGUCAGAGCAGGCCGCUAAGGACAAGUUCUGGCUCGUCGACACCAAGGGCCUCGUCACCAAGGACCGCGGCGAUAAGCUCGCCGAGCACAAGAAGUACUUUGCUCGGACGGACAACAACGGCCACCAGUUCCGCUCUCUUGAGGAGGUCAUUGAGUAUGUCAAGCCGACCGCCCUGGUCGGCCUGACGGCCACCCAUGGCGUCUUCACCGAGUCUGUGGUGCGGGCGCUCAAGGCGUCCGUCGAUGCUGGCGGUCUCGGCCGCAGGCCCAUCCUGUUCCCUCUCAGCAAUCCUCUGACCAAGGCCGAAUGCACGUUCGAACAGGCCGUGGCGUGGACCGACGGGACCGUCAUCUUCGCCUCCGGCUCGCCCUUCUCCCAGUUUACUGUCAAGACCAGUGACCACGCCGUCACGUACUAUCCCAACCAAGGCAACAACGUCUAUGUGUUCCCGGGUAUCGGCCUCGGCGCCAUUCUCUCCAAGGCCAGCCGCGUGACGGACAACAUGAUCUACACGUCGGCUGCUGCCCUGGCCGGCUCGCUCAACGCAGAGGAGAUUCAUAAGGGACUUAUCUACCCGCGGAUCGAGCGCGUCCGCGAGGCUAGCCUCAUCGUCGCCCGUGAGGUCAUGAAGGCCGCGCGGCGCGACGGCGUCAGCCAGCUGCCUGAGGAGCAGUGGCUCGAGUGGGAGGAGUGGGGAGACCCGGCGCUUGACAAGUACAUCAAGGCCCGGAUCUACGACCCCCAGCUCUGAAUAUGACGCACCUGCAAGGGCAUCGUUCGCUGGAGUGACGUUGCU
Molecule: messenger RNA, 1976 nt
Organism: Parathielavia appendiculata
Lineage: Eukaryota; Fungi; Ascomycota; Sordariomycetes; Sordariales; Chaetomiaceae
Exons: 3
Coding region: 228-1931 (567 amino acids)
Biological process (GO): malate metabolic process; pyruvate metabolic process
Cellular component (GO): mitochondrion
Molecular function (GO): NAD binding; malate dehydrogenase (decarboxylating) (NAD+) activity
Source: RefSeq, a predicted model, not a curated record